Molecule: messenger RNA, 4455 nt
Organism: Oxyura jamaicensis (ruddy duck)
Lineage: Eukaryota; Metazoa; Chordata; Aves; Anseriformes; Anatidae
Gene: RHOBTB1
Product: Rho related BTB domain containing 1
Exons: 11
Coding region: 238-2325 (695 amino acids)
Biological process (GO): regulation of proteolysis; small GTPase-mediated signal transduction; proteasome-mediated ubiquitin-dependent protein catabolic process
Cellular component (GO): cytoplasm
Molecular function (GO): GTP binding; ubiquitin protein ligase binding; GTPase activity
Source: RefSeq, a predicted model, not a curated record
CCCUAACGGCCCUAACGGCCCCGCGUGCUCGAGCGCGUUCACGUGACGGCGCUGCCCGCCCAGGGGCCGCUUGGCGGGGCUGGGCCGCUGAGGAGAAGGCGGAGGCAGCGGCGGUGGCUGGUGCUGAGGAGAGCCACAGUAAGAGACAGAUAUGAAAUAUUUUUAACGGAAUUCCGCUCUUGAUCAAGCUGUUAAAAAUGGAUAUGAACAUUAUUUUUUCCUGUGAGUUCUUGAUAAAUGGACACUGACAUGGACUACGAAAGACCCAACGUUGAAACUAUCAAGUGUGUGGUGGUUGGAGAUAAUGCAGUGGGGAAGACUCGUCUAAUUUGUGCAAGAGCAUGCAAUACAACCUUGACUCAGUAUCAGCUGCUGGCAACUCACGUACCAACUGUCUGGGCCAUUGAUCAGUACCGUGUCUGCCAAGAGGUCCUUGAACGCUCACGAGAUGUUGUGGAUGAAGUGAGUGUUUCUCUCAGGCUGUGGGAUACAUUUGGGGACCACCACAAAGACAGGCGCUUUGCUUAUGGAAGGUCUGAUGUAGUUGUUCUGUGCUUUUCAAUUGCUAAUCCUAAUUCCCUGAAUCAUGUGAAAACGAUGUGGUAUCAAGAAAUCAAGCAUUUCUGUCCUCGCACACCUGUCAUUCUGGUGGGCUGCCAACUAGAUCUCCGCUAUGCAGAUCUUGAGGCUGUUAACAGAGCCAGACGGCCUUUGGCAAGGCCGAUCAAAAGAGGAGACAUUUUGCCACCAGAAAGAGGCAGAGAGGUUGCCAAGGAGCUUGGGAUACCAUAUUAUGAAACCAGUGUAUUUGACCAAUUUGGAAUUAAAGAUGUGUUUGACAAUGCAAUUAGGGCUGCCCUCAUCUCCAGAAGACACCUGCAGUUCUGGAAAUCUCAUUUGAAGAAGGUCCAAAAACCUUUGCUUCAGGCUCCAUUCCUACCUCCAAAAGCCCCUCCUCCAGUUAUCAAAAUUCCCGAAUGUCCGGUACCAAACAUGAACGAAGCUGGAUAUUUAUUGGAAAGCCCCCUGUGUGCAGACGUUAUGUUUGUUCUCCAGGAGCAGGACUACAUUUUUGCUCACAAGAUUUACCUAGCUACCUCCUCUUCAAAGUUUUAUGACCUUUUCUUAAUGGAAUGUGAGGGAAGUCCAGACUUGGAUGAAACACAGUGUAAAAAAGAAAAUACGAGUAAGGAUGUUUUGACAAGUCACCUUGAGACAAAUUAUGGCAGUGAAGAGACAUCCUUGAAAUCUGCUGAUGUUAUUAAAAUUCCUGCACCAGAAAGUACUGACUCUUUAAACACGCUUGAACCUGAACCUGGUGAAACAAAUUCUGCAGCAAGAUCUCUGUCAUCCUGGGGAAAAGGGUUUGUUAGUGUGCAUAAGGAAAUGCAAGUGAAUCCUGUCUCGAAUAGGAUGUGUCCUGUAACUGUGGUAAAAAUGGAUUCAUCUGUGCAGGCUGGACCUUUUAGAACUGUUCUGCAGUUUUUAUACACUGGGCAACUGGAUGAAAAUGAAAAAGAUCUCACAAGACUAGCUCAGAUUGCUGAGAUCUUGGAAGUAUUUGAUUUGCGAAUGAUGGUGGAGAAUAUUAUGAAUAAAGAAGCAUUCAUGAAUCAAGAGAUUACUAAAGCAUUUCAUGUCAGAAAAGCUAAUCGGAUAAAAGAGUGCCUUUGCAAAGGGACAUUUUCUGAUGUGACAUUUAAAUUGGAUGACGGGACCAUAAAUGCCCACAAGCCACUACUGAUCUGUAGCUGUGAAUGGAUGUCUGCUAUGUUUGGAGGAUCGUUUAUUGAAAGCUUGAACAGUGAGGUAGUUCUGCCCAACAUAAACAAGACUUCCAUGCAAGCAGUUUUAGAUUACUUGUACACCAAGCAGUUGUCCUCCAGUCAGGAACUGGACACACUUGAAUUAAUCGCAUUGGCAAAUAGGUUUUGCCUUCCUCACCUGGUUGCGUUAGCAGAACAGCAUGCAGUACAAGAGCUGACAAAAGCCUCAGUGAGUGGUGUUGCAAUAGAUGGAGAAGUACUGUCCUAUUUGGAAUUGGCUCAGUUUCACAAUGCUAACCAGCUGGCAGCAUGGUGCUUACACUACAUCUGCACCAAUUACAACAGUGUUUGUUCCAAAUUCCGCAAGGAAAUCAAAGCUAAAUCUUCAGAUAAUCAAGAAUAUUUUGAGAGGCAUCGCUGGCCACCUGUGUGGUAUUUAAAGGAAGAAGAUCACUACCAGCGAGUUAAGAAAGAAAGAGAAAAGGAAGAUGUUGCCCUGAAUAAACACCAUUCAAAGCGGAAGUGGUGCUUCUGGAAUUCCUCUGCUGUAGUUGCCUGAACAAAGCACAUAACUGGAAAUCCAUGGCCAGUGUCAGAAGUUAGUCUUAUUGUUAGAAAUAAGAUGUAGUUCAGGUUUUCAGGAAACUCUGUUCCACGUGUGCAUUUAUUAUUGCUAGGGUCAAAAGCACAAGCUCACUGAAAGUGAGCCUGGAACAGCUCCUCAAAGUCAUAUGUAUAUUUUUGGUUAGGAAGCAGAUAAAUGUCUACCAUUAUUACAUUUCUUUUUAUACAAAAAAAAAAAAAGAAAAAAAAAGAAAAAAAAAAAAAAGAAAAAAUCCAGCAUUAAUGUUUCAAUCUCCAAUUGGGAAAUAUUUUUAUACUGUCUAGUGUAUUUUGUUCAGAAAAAAUUCUGGAUAUCAUUUUAUUUUACAAACCACAAAAUAACCAUGUAGCAGCUUUGUAUUAGAUUUUAACUAUUUUUACUAUGCGAGUACAGUGAAAUAGACAAUCUUCAGUCAUAAGAGACAGCUUUUAGAGUAUCUCAUAAAAAGUCAUCUUAGGAAAAAAAUCUAGCUGCCUAGUAUAAGUUUUGUUUUUUAAAGUACUGUGCAUUGGUGAUAUAAUUAGGUCAUUAUUUUUCCUUUCUAAAGUAAAGGGGUAGAAUAAGAUCCAGUAACUGCAAGAUAUAGAGUGCUUGAUCUUUACGUAGCUGAAUAAUAGGCAGUAUAAUUACCCAUUCAACUGCAGGCAAAUGUAUUUCUGAUAUUUGCCAUGUAAGUGCAAAUAAUUAUGAAGAUGUGGGCCACGUGAAAUCUAGUGAUUCUAAGUAUUCAGAGGUUUUAAAUGUCUAGAUCAAAGAGGAUAUUUCUAAAACCAUUUAGAAGGGCUUAUUAAUUUAUAUCCUUAUAUUAGUAUGGAUCUGAAUACAAAAAGCAGUUAUACUGCUUGCAUUUGAAUUACUGCAUGGAAGUUACCUUGUUCGGUGAAAUCUUAACCAUGCAGCCACUCCUCAUGCCAAAUUCCAUUUUGCUUCAGUGCAAGCAAAUGAAAGGGCUGCAAAACCAAAUAAGAGUUAUCUAGUGUUAUAGCCUUUUGUAAGUGAGGAAUGAUCUUCACACACCAUCACUUCAGUUUAAUCCAAAUUGUUUUAUAACUUUUCCCAGAUAGAAUUCAAAGUGUUAGAUUAUUUUUAAGUAGGUCAUAUAUUUCCUCUGGAGACAGGUAUUCCCAGAAAGCUGGGGCAGAAUGAUGGAAUUCCACAUGAGUGAUGCAAAAAAGAAAAAGCCUCCAGAAUUUUCAAAUAUCUUGUGUGUUUAUGACUUCUUAUCAACCAUUGCUCUAAAGCUGCAGUAUUACACUAGAUUACAAAGGGAUGAGAGCAUUUUUAAAAGACCAAAACUAAAAUACAUAGACUGUAGGACAUACACAUGCAAUCCUGUACAGUGUCUCAGGCACAAUUCUGUAACCAAGGGUAGUACUGUGUCUGUUAAUAUUGUUUUGUGCUGGCAUCUCAGCAUACCACUGUGAAAAGCUGUUUGUUUUUUGUUUUGUUUUUCUAUAUUCAAAGGCAAGGCAGUACGGUCAAGCCCCUACACUGUAGGUCAGGAAAUGCUUUGGACCGAAAGCCAUAUAUCUCUCUACCUAUUUGAGUUCUGACCGGAGUAAUUCUUGGCAGAUGCUACUGCAGGGUGGUAGAAGCUGCCCAGCAUGGAAAGAGAUGUUGCUCUACAGACUUCUCUAAGGCAAGCGACAGAUUCCUACCCUGAUAAAGAUUUGUCACUAUAUGGUGAUAAAGAAGGGCUUUAAGUGACGGUUGCAAAUAUAGUCUCCUUAAUUCUUGGUCAGUGAAGAUGAAAAUUGUAGAGAAGAAAGACUGAGAAGAAAUGCAUCAGGACUAAGAUGAGAUAAGUAUUUGUUGUCAUGAAACAUUAGCUAGUCACGUUUUAAGUAUUGCUACUAGGUUUUACACAACCAAAGCUACUGUAUGAUUGUAAUCUUGCCAAACUAACGGAUAUAUAAAUGAACCUGAGGUAUAUGCAAUAAUAGCUAGUUGUGCUAGUUAUCAGCUACUAUAACCAAGUGGCUGGUUCAUUUGGUUAAUGCUGUCUAUGGCCUUUAAUCAUGGUGGUUAUUUUGUGUUUUUUAUUUUGCAAAAAAAAAGUCAAUAAAAUGGUUUAGUUACAACUUG